CGAACAGCGCUUUACGACCCUCUUUCAAGUGUUUGCGACAGCUCUUCGUGCACUCACGGUAGCAUGUCGGAAUACGGCAGUGAGAAGAUGGCGGAAGAGGAGCGGAAUUCCAGUGCAGAGAAACUCAAGGAGAAGGCGAAUAACUAUUUUAAAGAUAAGGACUAUGAGAACGCCAUCAAGUAUUACACAGAAGCACUGGAGCUAAACCCGACCAAUGCUGUCUACUACAGUAACAGGAGUCUGGCAUACCUGCGCACAGAGUGCUAUGGCUAUGCGCUGGCGGAUGCCACCCGAGCCCUGGAACUGGACAAGAACUACAUCAAGGGCUAUUAUCGGCGAGCCACCUCCAACAUGGCCCUGGGCAAGUUUAAAGCAGCACUCAAAGAUUAUGAAACGGUAGUUAGAGUUCGUCCCAAUGACAAAGAUGCCAAGAUGAAGUACCAGGAAUGCAAUAAGAUUGUCAAACAGAAGGCCUUUGAACGGGCCAUCGCCAGCGACGAGCUCAAACGUUCAGUAGUCGACUCCUUAGACAUCGAGAACAUGACAAUCGAGGAUGACUAUACUGGACCUAAACUUGAAGAUGGGAAGGUUACACUGAAGUUCAUGAAAGAGUUGAUGGACUGGUUCAAAGACCAGAAGAAACUGCACAGAAAGUUUGCUUACCAGAUCCUGAUUCAAGUUAAAGAGGUUUUAUCCAAACUUCCAAGUCUUGUUGAAAUUUCAUUAAAAGAGACAGAGAAAAUAACUAUUUGUGGGGACACACAUGGCCAGUACUAUGAUCUUCUAAAUAUCUUUGAGUUGAACAGCUUACCAUCUCCAACUAAUCCUUAUCUGUUCAAUGGUGACUUUGUGGACCGCGGCUCUUUCUCUGUAGAAGUCAUUCUCACACUUUUUGGCUUCAAGCUGCUCUAUCCAGAACAUUUCCACCUGCUUAGGGGUAACCAUGAGACAGAUAACAUGAAUCAGAUGUAUGGGUUUGAGGGUGAGGUGAAAGCAAAGUACACUGCCCAGAUGUUCCAGCUUUUCAGUGAAGUUUUCCAGUGGCUUCCUCUCGCCCAGUGCAUCAAUAACAAAGUACUGGUGAUGCAUGGAGGACUGUUUAGUGAGGAUGGUGUGACCUUAGAUGACAUUAGAAAGAUCGACAGGAACAGGCAGCCUCCAGACUCUGGUCCAAUGUGUGAUCUCCUGUGGUCAGAUCCUCAGCCACAGAACGGACGGUCCAUCAGUAAGCGGGGUGUGAGCUGUCAGUUUGGGCCUGAUGUUACUGAGCACUUCCUGGAGCAGAACAAACUGCAGUACAUAGUGCGCAGUCAUGAGGUGAAAGCCGAGGGUUAUGAGGUCACUCACUCAGGGAAGUGCAUAACCGUGUUCUCAGCGCCAAACUACUGUGACCAGAUGGGAAAUAAAGGAGCUUACAUUCAUCUCAGGGGAUCAGAUCUCAAGCCAGAAUUCCACCAGUUUAUUGCUGUGCCUCAUCCAAAUGUCAAGCCGAUGGCAUAUGCCAACUCUCUGAUGCAGCUUGGUAUGAUGUAGAGGUUUUCCAUUGAUCACACAGCAGCUGCUGUGGUCUGAAGUCCACACCAUCCCUCUAAAUCCACUCUCACAUUCUUCUCAUCUCUCUUUCAAACCGUUUCUUCCUUGUGGACAUGCACACAUUUUUACAGUACUCUUCAUACCUGUAGUUAUAUAGGGAAGAAAUCACUUAGUCGUACAUUGGCGAUGCCUUGACUUUCAAACAGAAAUAGGAAUGUUUUUAUGGAUGUAUUAAUGGAUGUCAUUCUUCGGUUGAUGCUCCCCAAAAGACACACCCCCCAGGCCCCCACACCCUUGUCAUUAAUGUAUUAGUUCAUGUAGAGCCGCAUAGUUUGAAUUGGAUGUUGCUCUAUGAUAAUGGAGCUGAAUUGUACCAAAGAAUGGGCAAAUGUAUACAAUGCAUCCCAAAGGAAGAGUGCUGAUGUAGAAUUUCAGCUCCUGUGACCAUAUUAUGAGAACCAGAUGCAUAAAACCUGAUCAGCACUUUUACCCAAAGGUGUGUUUCUACAUAGCGCCUUUAUUUUGAAAUUUUGCCCCCAUGAAUACUUCAUAACCCCACAUCCUAUUUCAUGUUAGUGAAGUUCUGUUGGGAGGGAGAACAGUGUGUCAUUUCAUUUCUGUAGCAGUAAUGUGUUGUAUGUGUCAUCUAUCAAAAAACAUUAAAAAGCAUAAUAAAAAUUAAAAAAAAACUUUUUAUAACAAGCUCCA
Megalobrama amblycephala (Wuchang bream) is the source of this 2241-nucleotide messenger RNA. RefSeq names its product protein phosphatase 5, catalytic subunit (gene ppp5c). The transcript is spliced from 13 exons. Gene Ontology annotation, cellular component: cytosol; nucleus. The record is from RefSeq and is a predicted model, not a curated record. Lineage: Eukaryota; Metazoa; Chordata; Actinopteri; Cypriniformes; Xenocyprididae. The coding region runs from base 64 to 1533 and encodes 489 amino acids. Gene Ontology annotation, molecular function: protein serine/threonine phosphatase activity; protein binding.